AUGUUCCAAGAGACCUUUGCCCUUAAAUUUUUCGAUAAAAAUCCAAAUGCGAUUUUUGGAAAAAGUGCAAAUCAAACAACUAUACAAUAUAUGUUUAGUGACGAUGUAAAUGAGCAACAACAACUCUUUUCUACAUAUUACAAUCGGAUUGCAUUAAUGCCAAAAAUAACACGUGUUAAAAAUAUGUUACCAAAUGAACUUGGUUCUAAAUUACUACUUCGGCUAUUAUGGCAUUCUAGAAUUGAUACACAAUUAAUUGAUGAUAAUAUUUGUCAACUUGUUGAAUCAAUAUGGUUAGAAUCAAUUGGUGAUCUGCAACAAAUGCUUAGCAUUCAACCAAAUGAAAUCACAUUAAAAAAUAUAGUUGAAGCCGAAGCUAUUUUAUUAGAACAAAAACGUCUGCUAGAUAAUAAUGAAAGCAGAAUGUCCAAUGAAAUCUAUUCAAAAUUUUAUUCAUUUAUUCCACAUAAUUCAAAUUUUCAAUUAGAUUUAAAUAAUCGACAAAUAUUAAGAGAAAAAAUGGAUUUAUGUCAAAUUCUUCGUGAUAUGUUAACUGUAAAUGAAAUAACAAAUUGGAAUAUAAAAGCGCCAAUAGAAGCAAAAUAUCGUUCAUUAAAAUGUUAUAUAAAAACGAUAGAUAAAGAUUCAAUAGAAUACACGAAAAUAAGUAAUAUGGUACAUUCAUCAACCGAUACAAAUGAACAAGUAAUUAUUCACAAUAUAUUUGAUAUAACAAGACAAACUGAAACAAUUAAUUUUAAAACAGAUUUACACAAUCAACGUUAUCUGUUUCAUGGUUCAAAAUAUAGUAAUUUUCUCGGAAUUUUAUCACGAGGGUUAUUGAUGCCAAAAAUAGUUGUUAAUGAAUUUGGUGGUUUAAGAAGUGAUAUUGGCCAUCUGGGAUAUGGAUUGUAUUUUUCAGAUUCAAUCAGUACAUCGUUAAAAUAUACAGUUAAAAGUAGUCAAAACGGUAAACGUUUAUUAUGUAUAUGUAAUGUAGCACUUGGAAAUAGUGCAAAUUAUUAUUCAUAUUCAUGUGAUUUAACACAACCACCGGAAAAUUAUCAUAGUGUUCAUGGUGUAAAAUUGACAAAUAAAGAUCAUUCAAUGUUUAAAGAUAAUGAGUAUGUUAUUUAUAAUCUCGAUCAACAACGUCUAUUAUAUAUCGUUGAAGUCUCAUGGAAACCACACGAUAUAAUUUCAAAUAUUCCAGCAUUAUUACCAAUUGUAAGAGAUCAAACAGAAACACUAUCAUAUCCACAAAUGUCGAUUCCUGAAAUACCAGAAUUAAUUGAAGAUGAAGCAAUUCAAAUUGCAGAACAAAAUUAUGGUCUAAUAUGUCCAGGUUCAGGUCAACGUUUACCAUUGAAAGCAUUCCAUAUACGAGCACAAUUAGUCGAUGUCACUGCAGAAGUUGUUUUAUACCAAUUAUAUCAUAAUAAUAGUUCCCGACCAAUCGAGGCAAAAUACGUGUUUCCGUUAGAUGAACAUUCAACUGUUUGUGCUUUCGAAGCAUAUAUAAAUAAUAAAGUUAUUGUUGGUGUGGUUAAAGAAAAAGAGCAAGCAAGAAAAGAAUAUCGUCAGGCAAUUGAAAAAGGACAUGGCGGUUACUUGAUGGAUCAAGAACAACCGGAAAUUUUUAGCGUUUCUGUUGGGAAUUUACCGGCAAAUUGUGAAGUCGUUAUUAAAAUUACAUACGUUGCUGAAUUACCAAUUGAAAAUGAUGAUGUGGUUUUUCGUCUCCCGGCAAAAGUAGCAGCAUGGCAAUCUAAAAUGGCUAUUGACGAUCACAAUCAAACAUUAUUGCCAUCGAUCGGUAUAACAACUGAUUCAGUUGCUAUUAAUCAAAUACAAUUUAGUUUAAAACUAUCUAUACAAAUGCCAUAUGAUAUAGAAAAAAUAUUUUCACCAACACAUCGCAUACGUCGAAAAGUUACCGAUUGUCAAGCUAUGAUUGAAUUAAUUGAUAAUAUUUUUGAUAAAGAUUUUAUAUUAACAAUAAAACUAAAAACAAUUAAUAUACCAAGAAUGUUAGUUGAAACAUAUCCAAAUUCAGAAUCAAAAGCAUGUAUGUUAACAUUUUAUCCAAAAUUUGAUUAUCAAACAAAUAGUAAUAUAACUGAAAUUAUUUAUCUGAUUGAUGUAUCAAAUUCAAUGGAUGGUAAAGCAGUAAAACAAGCAAAACAAUUGGCACAUUUGUUUAUAUCAAAUAUGACAAUUAAUGACAACAUCCUAUUUAAUAUUGUUACAUUUGGUUCAGAUAAUGAUGAAUGUUUUCCAAUAUCAUAUCCUGGUACAAAAGAAAAUCUUGAUAAAGCAAAACAUUUUGUAUUACAUUCAAUUGUUCAUCGUGGUAAUACAGAUUUAUUUCCUGUUUUAACUAAUUAUUCAUUAUUACCAUCAAAAUCUGGACGAAAUUUUGUAUUAAUAUCCGAUGGCCAUCUAAAUGAUAUAAAAUCAAUUAUAUUAUUAUUAAAACAACAACAAAUGAGUCAUGAUCGAUGUUUUACAUGCUCAGUUGGUGAUACAGCCAAUAAACAUGCUUUAAAACAAUUGACAAACUGUACGGAUAGUGGUGGUGGUUUAGCAACUGUAUUCGAUACAAAUUAUCGCUCUAAAUGGAAAACUAAAGUAUUAAAUAUUUUGGAAAAUAUUCGCCAACCAUGCGUUAACGGAAUUGUUAUUGAUUGGCAUAAUGAUGAAUUAGAUGAAAAUAAUAAUUAUCAAUUUUUUAAAGCACCAUCACAUAUUAACUCAUUAUUUAAUGGUAUGCGUUUAACAGUAUAUGGUUUUAUUAACAAUUGUUACAAGGUAACGUUGAAAGCAAAUAUAAAUGGCCAUGAAUUACGAACAACUGUGUUUUCGAAUAAAAUGACUGAAACAACUGGAAAAAUAUUACAUUGUUUAACAGCACGUGCUAUUAUCGAUGAUUGGGAAAAUGGUUUAUUAAAUAUGGAUGAUACAACUAAUGAAUUAAUAAAAUCUCAAUAUAAGCAACAUAUUAUUGACUUAAGUACAAAAUAUUCAAUCGUAAGUCCAUUCACAAGCUUUGUUGCUAUUGAAGAACGAAAUAAAGAUGAUGAUAAACAAGUAAAACAAGGUGUUCGUUUAUUAGAUAUUAUGCUGAAAAACGAUACGGAUCUAUUACCAUAUAUUGUUUGGGAUGGUGAAAAAUCGCAAUCAGCAUUGUUGAAAGAAAAACUUGUUCAGAUUAAAAAAUUAAUUGAAUGUGCAUCGAUCCCAAGCAAAAGUCAAUUAUGUCCAGAAUUGCUCGCAUUAUGCAAAAGUGUUUCUUAUCGUCAAGGUCAAGAAAAAUUUGAUGCCAUGUUAACAUUGAUCGAAACAUAUUAUUAUUCAUUGAAAAAUUAUGAAGAAGCUAGACAACUUUUAAAACAACUGAAAAAUGAUGUCAAAGCAGAAAUUGAUACGUCAACUUGGGAAGAACGAACAGAAAUGGAAAAUCGUAUGAGUACAAUAGAAUAUUUAUUCGGUGAAAUAUUACCAGAAGUGUCACCGGGCAAAACGAUGGGAAAACCUAUUGUACAUGACCUACUGGUAGAAGAACAAAUAGCAGAAUUUCAAGAAGCAUUUUCCUUAUUCGACAAAGAUGGAGAUGGCACAAUAACAACAAAAGUAUUAGGUACAGUUAUGAGAAGUCUAGGUCAAAAUCCGACUGAAUAUGAAUUACAAGAUAUGAUUAAUGAAGUUGAUGCAGAUGAAUAUGAAUUGCCUAUUGCCAAAUCGGUUUUCUUAAUUGCAAAACAAGCAAAACCGAAGUUGAAUAUGCCGUAA
Didymodactylos carnosus is the source of this 3792-nucleotide messenger RNA. The record is from the annotation of a GenBank genome assembly. NCBI's taxonomy places the organism in Eukaryota, Metazoa, Rotifera, Eurotatoria, Philodinida, Philodinidae.